CGCGAGUAGAAGUAUACACCAUGGCGCCCUAUUAUAUGGUCCUCGAUCAACGCGCCGUCGAUACGGCUAGUCACCAUCUCCUCAAGCGCGAUCUCAGCGUCACUCAUACCCAGGCUGUGACCCUGGGUGUGAUGGCCGCAUAUGUGGUGGUGAUUGCGCUGCUUUGGAAUCUGCCGUAUGUGCGCUGGUCGCUGUGGCCGUUCAAGAUGUUGGUGAUUGCAUUCCAUGAAUUCGGCCAUGCCAUAACCGCCUGCUGUACCGGAGGCCGAGUGAAAUCGAUUUCGUUGGAUCCGCACGAGGGAGGCGUCACGCAUAUGCAAGGCGGAAUGAGCGCCAUUACUCUGCCGGCGGGAUAUCUGGGGUCGUCGAUUAUCGGAUCGCUGUUGAUUUUCGCCGGGUUCGAUAUUGUUGCGAGCAAGGUGGCUAGUAUUGUUUUGGGAGUUUGCUUCCUGCUCACGCUGUGGUGGGCGCGGAGGGACUGGUUGACGAUUGUCACCAUUCUUCUGGCGGUGGGACUGCUCGUCGCGUGUUGGUUUAUUGCGCAUGGUGAGGCGCUGAAAUGGGUUGUGCUCUUUAUCGGUGUUAUGUCUGCGCUGUAUAGCGUUUGGGAUAUUUGCGAUGACCUGAUCCUUCGCAAGGUGAACACCUCUGACGCCAGCCAGUUCGCCAAGCGCUAUGGAGGCUCCUCUCAAUGCUGGGGUAUUAUCUGGUCUUUCAUCUCCCUUGCAUUCAUCGCCAUCGCCAUUGUUGCUGCGAUCGCGGCAUUCCGCGAGUCGUUUAGCGAGCAAGAAAAGGCAUCGCAGGAUUUUAUCCCCACUCGGUGAUUAGAAUGAUGGGAUGCUCACGAUUAAUGAUAUGUCGCAUAUGAGGCAGGUUCUGGGGAAAGUCGUGAUUGUUAUGAUACCAAUUUGCUAUUCGUUCAUCUCUGCUGGCAGAUAUAAUGUAUUCAGUUAUAGCAGCUACAGCAGCUACAGUAAGCUAUAAGUAAGCUUAAUUAAGUAGCGUGCCAGAAUACUGGUCUGGUAGUGGCUACGGGCGGCCUCAACCGGGAUAUCUAACGGGUUACCAAAUGCGGUCCCGCUGCAACGUCACCUGUUUG
Messenger RNA from Aspergillus ibericus CBS 121593, 1099 nucleotides. Its product is annotated as M50 family metallopeptidase. The coding region runs from base 21 to 824 and encodes 267 amino acids. The record is from RefSeq and is a predicted model, not a curated record. Lineage: Eukaryota; Fungi; Ascomycota; Eurotiomycetes; Eurotiales; Aspergillaceae. The transcript has 4 exons.